AUGCCUUUUGGCCUUCCAACCUACAGCUUGGAAAUCAGUGCAGGCAAUGAGUGGCAGAAUGGCAUCUCUGCCCCCGGGCUUCUGGUCAUUGGUGCUGGUGCCCCGCGGGAGGGGCCGCGUGUCCGCCGCAGGGGCGUGUCCGCCGCAGGCUCCGCCCCCGCGGCGUGCGCGCGUCGGGCCGCCCUUGCACCGCCCGCUGGGCUGCGGCGGCCGCGGCACUUCAAGGAGUCGCUGACUGAGGCGCGGACUCGGCGACGGACGGUCGGCCGAGCGGACCAGAGGCCGGCGGCGGCACUCUGCGGCCCCGGCGCCGGCCUGAGGGUGACCCGGCGGGCCGGGGCGGGGGGCGGCCGGAAACGGGCCUUCACUGGUGGCUCCUCAGACGCGGGGGCAGGUGGGCUCAGGAGAUGUGCUUGCUGGUCAAGGCCGACAGCCCUAUCCCAUGGUCUCCCCCGUUGCCCUCAACAGCUGGCCACUACUGCACUUUACUUCACAUAUUCAGCCCUUGAGGAGGAAAUGGAGCGCAACAAGGACCACCCAGCUUUUGCCCCCUUGUACUUCCCCACGGAGCUACACCGGAAGGAGGCACUGACCAAGGACAUGGAGUAUUUCUUUGGUGAGGACUGGGAGGAGAAGGUGCGGUGCUCUGAGGCUGCCCAAAAGUAUAUGGAGCGGAUCCACUAUGUGGGGCAAAAUGAGCCGGAGCUUUUGGUGGCCCAUGCCUAUACUCGCUACAUGGGGGACCUCUCAGGGGGCCAGGUGCUGAAGAAGGUGGCCCAGCGGGCCCUGAAACUCCCCAGUACAGGAGAAGGGACCCGGUUCUACCUGUUUGAGAACGUGGACAAUGCACAGCAGUUCAAGCAGUUGUACCGGGCUAGGAUGAAUGCCUUGGACCUGAACCUGAAGACUAAAGAGAGGAUUGUGGAGGAGGCCAACAGGGCCUUUGAGUACAACAUGCAGAUAUUCGAUGAACUGGACCAGGCUGGCUCCUUGUUGGCCAAAGAGACCCUGGAGGACGGGCUCCCCGUGCACGAUGGGAAAGGAGAUGUGCGUAAAUGCCCCUACUAUGCUGCUAAACCAGACAGAGGUGCCCUGGAGGGCAGCAGCUGCCCCUUCCGAACAGCCCUGGCUGUGCUGAGUAAGCCCGGCCUGCAGUUCAUUCUGGCCGCUGGUGUGGCCCUGGUUGCUGGCCUCCUGGCCUGGUACUACAUGUGAAGGACCCAUCAUACCACGUUGGCGCCCUCCUCCUGAGUGACCACUGGCCUGCCCCCACCUCCACCGGUGACUAAACUACCACCUCAGGUGACUCUUCUUAAAUGCUGGUUUUGAGAAAGCAACCAACCAAUAAAGGCCAGACGCUAAAGCCUCUGCCUGUAGCGUCCUCUCUGUGGGCUAGAUGCUGAGCUGGCUGUAGGCCCACCAUUCCUGCAGCCAUUAGGCGAUGGUACUGGGAGCAGCCUGGGCCUCUGGAACCAACUUUGCUCCAGGGGCGUCCACACUGCUCACCCUGAGGCUCCUUCCCUUCAUUCUUCCUUAUGUUGGCAUUUAGGUGGGUACCUUUCCCCUGAUGGGAACAGAGCAGCCAGCAAGCCCACGCUGCUGUAGCUCUGUGGGAGGGAGGGGUGGCUUGCGCCCUGCCUCAGAGGCCUGGGGAGCUCCGUCCUGAACAGCCAGUCCUCACCCUCUCAAGCAGAAACUCCAGAAGAGGGGGGUCUGUUUAGCCGUGGCCUAUCUCCUCCCUUGACCUGUGUAAAUGCUACAGCACUCAAUAAAGUGGACUCUGACA
This is a messenger RNA of Leptonychotes weddellii (Weddell seal), 1786 nucleotides long. The record is from RefSeq and is a predicted model, not a curated record. Lineage: Eukaryota; Metazoa; Chordata; Mammalia; Carnivora; Phocidae.